Messenger RNA from Zophobas morio, 1165 nucleotides. RefSeq lists its product as uncharacterized. The transcript is spliced from 3 exons. NCBI's taxonomy places the organism in Eukaryota, Metazoa, Arthropoda, Insecta, Coleoptera, Tenebrionidae. The record is from RefSeq and is a predicted model, not a curated record. Bases 336 to 1100 code for a protein of 254 amino acids.
CUGAUUUAGCAAAUGACGUAUCCCAUAAUAAAUUUAAUAGAUUAUUAUUAGAAAAGACACUAGAGGCUAUUUCAAAUUAAUUCCAAACGGGAAUACCUAGAACCUCAAAAUUGUUUUAAAAUCCAAGAUUCACAUGACGAUUGUUCUGACUGAUAUUGACAUCUCCAAAAAUAAGUAAUUUAUCGCCCGUCACAUUGGUUUUGUACACGUCUUGUUGUAAUUAAAAAUUGAAAUUGUAAUCGUGUUGUGGAGUUUGGAGGUACGUAUAAGAACUGUUUAUAUCAGCAUAAUAAGUUCCCAAUCAAUCACUAUGUUGUAAUUGCAUAAAACAAGGAAUGGAAAAUAAAAAACGAAAAAGAUCUCCAAAAACCACAGCUGAACAGUUUUCACUCUAUAUUGAAAAACUUGAAAAUAACAUUAACUUCCGGGAAAACGCCUUCCACCCAGGGGAAGACACUGACUAUAUUAAAAGUGUAUGGCAAAAUUUAACAGAACUGUUAAACAGCAGUGGGGGGCCUAAAAAAAAUUACAAAGAGUGGAAAAAGACUUUUAGCAACUGGAAAACCAGUGUCAGAGCAAAAGCUCGAGCAAUCAAAGCUAGCCAAAAAGAAACUGGUAACGACGGUGAACCUGAAGCUCCACUUACAAAAUUGGAAAUACGAUUAUUAAAUGCAACUGGGAAUAUUGUGGUGAAUGGCCUGGAUAUUCCUGAAUUGGGGUUGGAAGAGGAACCUGUGAUUUCAAAAGCAACAAACACAGCAUCAUGUAGUUCAACCGCAAUUUCUGUGAUUUCAAAGCCAGCAGGCAGUGGACCACGCAGUUCAAACGCAAUUCCUGUGAUUUCAGAGGCAACAGAGGCUCCGUCCAAUAGUUCAGAUGCAAUCCAAAAUAUACGAAAGAAAAAAUGUUAUAAUACAUUCAACAGUGCUCUUAAAAACCUUACAAUGAACACGUCUCAAAAUGAAGUCGAAAAAGAAAAAUUGGUGGUUUUGAGACAAAUAAAUACGAAUUUAAGUAAAUUAGUCGAAUUAGAAACUUUUAAGUUGAAAUUAAAAUAUCCACAAAUUAAUAUUGAGGAGACUGAGGAUAAUGUGCAAUAAGGACCAAGAUAUAUCUAGGUUUUGUUACAGUUUAUUUUGUAAUUCUUGUUAAUAAGUUGAGAGUU